Messenger RNA from Clonostachys rhizophaga, 3006 nucleotides. Lineage: Eukaryota; Fungi; Ascomycota; Sordariomycetes; Hypocreales; Bionectriaceae. The record is from the annotation of a GenBank genome assembly.
AUGCGGACUUUCAGUGUCAACGAUUACACAGUCGGUUGGAUCUGCACCCUAGUUAAGGAAUACGUUGCCGCAAGGGUAUUUCUCGAUGAAACUUACGAAGGUCCGGACAGAGUGUCACCGAACGAUUGCAACGCUUAUACACUGGGCAGAAUCCACAAUCACAAUAUCGUUAUCGCCGUCUUACCCGAAGGCGAGUAUGGCAUCUCGUCUGCGACAGGCGUUAUAAAAGAUAUGCUGCAUAGCUUUCCUAAUAUUAAAAUCGCUCUAAUGGUCGGUAUCGGCGGCGGUGCGCCCAGACCAAUGUAUGAUAUCCGUCUUGGUGAUAUCGUGGUUGGUGCUGGUGAUAUAAAAGGUGGAGUGAUACAGUACGACUUUGGCAAAACAAUACAAAGUCAGGAGUUCCAAAGCACAGGGUUCUUCAAUCAACCACCGUCAGUUUUACUGAGAGCAGUCAAUAACCUUAUAUCCCACUAUCAUCUUAAAGGUCACCAGCUCCAUGAGGCUGUGAAUUCCAUUCUCAAGAAGAAACCAAGACUACAGAAGAAUUACAAGCGACCGGACCUCAGUAGCGACAGGCUAUAUCGGAGCGACAUCGUCCAUCCUCCAACCGAUACAGCAAGCUGUUCAGCGGUCUGUGGCGAUGAUCCAUCGAACUUGAUCUUGCGACAGACACGAGGUGAGGACGAAGAUAAUCCGGCCAUACACUACGGCCUGAUUGCUUCAGCAAACCAGUUGAUGAAGGAUGCCUCGGUUCGGGAUAAACUGGCAGCAGAAAGGGGCGUUCUGUGUUUUGAAAUGGAAGCAGCAGGGUUAAUGAACCAAUUUCCCUGUAUGGUCAUUCGCGGCAUAUGCGACUACGCAGAUUCACAUAAGAAUAAGGAAUGGCAAGGGCAUGCAGCCAUGGCCGCCGCUGCGUAUGCAAAGGACCUCCUCUCUUAUAUCCCCCCAGCCAAGGUUGAGGCGGAAAGGAAAAUUGGCGACGUCCUUCAUGGUCUAGAGGAUGUAAUUGGUCAUCAUAUUGCGCAGAAGCGACAGGACGAUGUACCACGUCUGACUAUAACAGACGAUCAUCUGGCAGUAGCUUCAACAGACCUGUUUGGCGGCGAAGAACCCGAGUCAAGCACCUUAUCCCGAGUCAGAUUUAAAGCGCCAAUCCACGAUGAUAUCGACUCUGCCCAAGAAGAUGACGAAAGGUCGGAAAAGGACUCUGACUCUUCAUCCGAUCGAGGUAGCGACUUCUCUGUAGAUAGAGCAUCUACUGCGCCGACGGAGGCCGAGAUUGACGUGACAAACAUCGACGACAUUGUGAGAACAUUCUUAGAUCUCAUCUUCGAGAACGAAAAUUCGUUAGCGGCCAUUCGUCUAUCUCUUGGAAGAAGAUCGGAAUACUUAGUUGAGAAACAAAUUCGCCUUUUACUGAAGCAAUUUGUUGCAGGCUUGCGAACUGAGUUUGAGACUUCGGAUAAGAACAUUGUCUCUCUCUUCAGUGGAAGAUCCAUCGCUAUUUCGCGCAAGAUUAUCGAAGAAGUUGGGUCAAGCCUUGAAAUGACACCGGAGACUUCGAACAUGGCGACGCAUGAUGCCACAAGUGCAACUAAAGAUGAAGACGAAGAAGCUGGUUUGAAAGCUGAAGGGGGAGACGACGACACUGAUGGUGAAGGAGGAGACGAUGACACUGAUGGUGAGGAGGAUAAUAUUCUUACUGCUGAAAUCGAUGUCCUGGGGUUUCAACGGUUCAUAUCAUCGAGCGCAGCGUUUCAACUAUUUUUGGACGACAUAUAUCACCUAGCCUUUCCCUCAUUCAAGAAGAGCCUGAAAUCACUGCUGAGGAGGUGGAGGCGGAAGGGCCUAGGCAUCCAGGUUGAGAAGAUCAUUUCUGAAAUCUUGUACUCUCAACCCAAGGUAAUCACGGUGACGGAAGAGCAGCCAACAUGGUCUGACCGCAUUAAGGAGCUGGUCGAAACAUCUACUGGCGAGCCGUGGAGUUGGUGGCCGUUGCGGCCCAAGUUCGCACCUCUUCAACAGGGUCAAGUCCGGAUUGCAUGGCUCUGUAAAUGUGGUGAGACGAGAUCAGAAGUGGUUCCGCGCGAAGUUGGAAAGUCUCUAAAGAAAAUGUCUCUCGGAGUGGCUGCAUCCGGUCCUAAGCCUGUAAACAUUUCUGGGCCUUCUGCACCAGAUCAGGUCCAUCUUAGGCCACUUUCUAGAUCUUCAACCUAUAUGCCGGCAAACGUGCCGGCAUUACCACACCAAGAUUCAUAUAGACGAACCACAGGGCCACAUCUCCGUAACCGACGAGCAUACGCAACGCAGACACAAGAAGUUGACUUGAAUUCUCUGGCUGUGUACUUCAUGGUCGACAAUAGUAGCUUGUUCCCGUGGAAGGCAGGACUGCAGAGAAGCCUCAUCACCUCGACGAACCUGUGUGAUGAGGUUUUUUACUGGAAAAUGAGACAGGAGUAUUGGAAACAUCGUGGGUGGUGGAGGCAAUGGUUUAGUCUUUAUACGUUUGUUGGCUGCGACUUUUAUCAGUUCAAACGUUAUCGAGCAAACCGAUUUCGGGAAAGCCAGCCGGGGCUGCCGAACCAGACCGAAGACAAGUACGAAUACGAUGAUGAAGAUCCUCCGCCACAAGUAAGCUGGGAGGAAUUCAAGGACGGAUACUGGUACAACAAUACCAACUGCUUCUCCGCCUCUCAAUGUUCAGGGAUGGAGGCGCUGAGAAGGAUACCGCAGAAGAUUAUUGAGACUGCCCAAGACGGGAAGCAUGAUGUGUUCUGGGGGAUAGUGGCCCGACAACAAAAGUCCUUUGCCAUGGUGUUGAUAUACAUUACCAUAGCAGGGCUGCCUAUCUUCCUAUCGAUCUGGUUCUUUUUCUGGUGGUUGAACCCAGGAGAGCUGACAGAUGAAAUCCGGCUCGCCAAUCGCCGAGACAACCUUUCGAAUGCCUUUAUACCUCUGGGUAUAGCCAUUGCGUUUGAAAUGGGAGUUUUAGCGUGUGUGAGAUAG